Molecule: messenger RNA, 1813 nt
Organism: Rhagoletis zephyria (snowberry fruit fly)
Lineage: Eukaryota; Metazoa; Arthropoda; Insecta; Diptera; Tephritidae
Product: chitin synthase 1-like
Biological process (GO): chitin biosynthetic process
Cellular component (GO): cell periphery; cell septum
Molecular function (GO): chitin synthase activity
Source: RefSeq, a predicted model, not a curated record
UGCAUGUACAUGUACUACCUGCUGGGCUACCGGCUGGCCGCCCGGGCCGACCUGAGCGAGCAGCGGAAGCGGAAGAUCGCCAACAACACCUUCGUGCUGGCCCUCGACGGGGACAUCAACUUUCAGCCGGUGGCGGUGCACAUGGUGGUCGACCUGAUGAAGAAGAACAGCAAGCUGGGCGCGGCCUGUGGGCGGAUCCACCCAAUUGGCGGUGGGCCCAUUGUCUGGUACCAGAAGUUCGAGUACGCCAUCGGCCACUGGCUGCAGAAGGCGACGGAGCACGUCUUUGGCUGUGUCCUGUGCAGUCCGGGCUGCUUUUCGCUCUUCCGGGCGAGGGCCGUCAUGGACAAGAGCGUGAUGAACAAGUACACGACGAAGCCGAGUGAGGCGCUCCACUACGUCCAAUACGAUCAGGGCGAAGACCGCUGGCUGUGCACGCUGAUGCUGCAGCGAGGCUGGCGCAUCGAGUACUGCGCCGCCUCGGACUCCUACACCCACGCCCCCGAGGGCUUCGGCGAAUUCUACACCCAACGCCGCCGCUGGGCCCCCUCCACCAUGGCCAACAUCCUCGAUCUACUGGGCGACUACAAGCAGACCGUGGACCGAAACGAGAACAUCAGCCUCCUCUACAUCCUCUACCAGGCCUUCCUCAUGGUCGGCACGAUCCUCUCCCCGGGGACCAUCUUCCUCAUGGUCGUCAGUGCGAUGAACAGCGCCAUGAACCUCGACUCCCGAACCUCCCUCCUCGCAAACGUCAUUCCCGUCCUCGUCUUCACCUUCGUCUGUCUGAAGUUCAAGGAUAACGACAUCAAGAUCAACUUUGCGAUGCUGCUAUCGCUGAUUUACGCCCUUCUUAUGCUUGCCGUCAUGGUCGGCAUCGGCAUUGACAUGUACCAGCAAGGAAUAUUAUCACCAAAUGCUUUAUUCUUCAGCUGUAUGAUGGGCAGCUUCCUGGUGGCGGCCAUUAUUCACCCUCAGGAGUUCAGCUGCGUCCUCCCCCUUCCUCUGUACAUGCUUCUCAUUCCGUCGAUGUACAUGCUCCUCACCAUCUACUCCGUCACCAACAUGCACAUCGUCGCCUGGGGCACGCGGGAGGUCAAGUCGAAGCUCUCGGCGAAGGAGGUGGCCGCCCAAAAAGCAGAAGAGGAGGCAAAGGCCAAGGCGGCGGCUGAGGCGGCGGCAAAGAAGAGCCUGUUCAGUCAGUACCUCGACGUUUCAAAACGAGCCAGCCUGCUCACCAACUCCAUGCCCGCCUCUGGGGCGGAGACGCCCUUGGAAGGGACCGACAGCGGUCAAAAUAGCCUCUCGCCGGUGGAGGAGGCCUCCAAGGAGGGCUCCGAGGUGGACGACGCCAUCGAGUCGAUCAACCAGGCGGUGGAGAAUCGGAAGACCUCGAACCCGAUUCCCAAGUGGAUUCGCACCAACAAGCGACUGUCAACGUUUAAAAUUCAACCCCUCCACGAUCGAGAGCUCCACUUCUGGCGCACCAUGAUCGACAAGUACCUCCUGCCGCUGAUUGAGAACCUGGCGGAGAAGGAACGCAUUAGCAAUGAGCUGAUUGACCUUCGCAACAAAUCGGUCUUCGCCUUUGCCUUCAUGAACAUUAUCUUCAUUCUCUUCGUCUUCAUGCUGCAGCUGCACAAGGACGUCUUUGGCAUUGACAUUCCGGUUGGCAUUGCCGGCUACAAUCGGACGUACAAUGAGGAGGAGAAUAGCUGGCACGUGGAGACGAUAGUAAACAAGACCCGCAUGGACCCGAUCACCCUCUGCCUGGUGGUCUUCUUUGGGGCUAUUCUCAUUAUUCAGAUUAUUG